Messenger RNA from Naegleria gruberi, 2376 nucleotides. RefSeq names its product protein kinase. The record is from RefSeq and is a predicted model, not a curated record. The transcript has 2 exons. The coding region runs from base 1 to 2352 and encodes 783 amino acids. Gene Ontology annotation, molecular function: protein kinase activity; ATP binding. Lineage: Eukaryota; Heterolobosea; Eutetramitea; Acrasida; Naegleriidae. Gene Ontology annotation, biological process: protein phosphorylation.
AUGUCAUCCUUCUUGAAAAAGUUGAGAGGUGGAUCAAAGGAAGAUAAGAAUACAAUUUCUUUAGAAUCAUCACCAUCACCAAAUACUAAAACAGCAACUAUAUCCCCAACAACCAACUCGGAUCCUAUAAGAGUUUUGGUAAAAUUACAAAAUUUAUCAAAUAAUUCACAAGAAUGUCAAUAUAUUAGAUUAAAUCCUUCCGAUACAUUAUCUAAAACAGAGCUUUUCAAGAUUAUUCAAUCUAAAUUCCAAGAUUCGAAUCUGGAAGAAAGUUUGUGUAAACUUUCGUAUUUUGAUGUAAAAUUAAAAACGGAAGUAUCCAUCUUUGAUAGUGAAGGAGUUGAAGAUUUCAUGUUAUUUUCCAAGACGGCAGCUCCAGAGGACAAAUCAAUCAAUGUAAAAUAUCAACCAAACAAAUCAAAUUCAUCAUCUUCAGAUUUCCCUUCAAUGUCAUUCGAAAUGUCAAAUAGCAUUGCUUCUUUCAAAUCAAUGAGUGGAGGAGAAUCAUCAUCACCUGGUAGUACUGGUAAUAAUUCCAAUAAGGCCACCAAUAAUUCAGUUAUUAGAAAUGAAACAUUCUCUCAAGAAACAGUAGAAGCCAUCUUGGAAAAGAGAUAUUCUGAAAUUAUUCGAUUGGAUGCUGGUGCUUUUGGAGCUGUCUAUAAAGUGGUCGAUAGAAAGAAUGGAAAGGAAAAGGCCUUGAAGAUCAUGAUCAUUGAGAAUGUUUCGGAUAUUAAUAAUGCACUCCAAGAAGCCAUGAAAAUGACCAAAUUGACUCAUGAACACAUUGUUUCUACAUUGGAUGUCUUUUUGCCAGGAGUCAUGUCCAAGAUUUGUAUUGAAAUGGAGCUCAUGUCAAAGGGAAGUCUUUACUCAUCGGUUGUGAAACCAAAAUUGGAAUUGAAUGAAAAUAUGAUGAAAGAAGUGGCCAGACAAGUUUGUAGUGCUUUAGACAUGAUGCAGAAAACAGAUGGAACUAUUCAUAGAGAUAUCAAACCACAUAAUAUUCUGGUUAGAAAUUUGGAUCCUGAACAUGAAAUUAUUACUGUUGCUUUGGGAGAUUUUGGAUUGGCUAAAUCUUUGGAAAAUUUCACUCAAUCAGUUGCUAUUGCGGGUACAAUGAAUUAUUUAGCUCCAGAAUUGGUCGAAUAUUCUGUGAGUAAUAUGGGAUCCAAUCCAUUUUCAUUUGCAUCUGAUAUGUUUGCUUUGGGUGUUUCCAUGUAUCAACUUGCUACUUUUGAUAUGGUCACAUCAUUGGCAACACUUGUCACAAGUCAAGAUGAAGAAGAUUUCAAGAAAUUUAUAUCCAAAAAGAUUUUGGAAAGAGGAAAUUUCUCUACAGAUUUUAUUGACCUUGUCUAUUCCAUGUUGAGAAGAAAUCCAAAGGACAGAAUUUCGGCUGAAAUGGUUGUUGCUUGUUUGAGUUUGAAAGAUUUAGAUUUGAACUUGGAUAGUUUGGAUUUGAAUUUGGACGGUUUGGAUUUGAACUUGGAUGAUUUGGAUUUUGCCUUGGAUGAUCCCAAUGCUACUACUGAAGAAUCCAAAGAUCAAAAUGCAUUGAUAUUUUUGGAGGAAGUCGACAAAAUAGAGUCAACUGGAAAUUAUGAUGAAUAUUUGGAUUUUAAAAAUCCUCUCGGUAUGGUUUUACAAAAGAAGCACAACAGAUUGAUAAUUAGUAACUUUUUAAAUUCAAAUUUAUUAUCUUUGGAUUUGACAAGUAGAAAGAUUGAAGUUCACACCAAUCUAGGAGAUAUGCCAGACAAGAUGUGUUAUUCCAGCAUUGAUGAUAGCUUUGUAAUUUCAUUCAUGGGAAAGGUUUCUAAAUUCUCCUCUUCCAAGAAUGGAAAAGAAAUUUGGUCAUAUCCAAUCAGAAGAGCCAAAGGUGUUACUUGCCAAGACUCAGAUGGUACAAUAUUUGUAGGUGAUGCUAUUAAUGGCGAUAUUCUUGUACUUUCCAAGGAUGGAAAAUUAUCAAGAACCAUCACUGGUAUUGGAAUUACCUUCCCAACGGACAUGUGCCUCAGUGCAGAUCAAUCUCACUUGAUUGUCUGUGAAAAGGAAAAAAAUCAACUCUUAUUUGUUUCUAAAGAAGGGAAAAUUAUUAAGAAUGUUCCGUGUGGAGUGGAAAUUCAAUUUGAUAAGCCGUACGUGGUGAAUGUGGACGCAAAGAAUAAUUUUAUUUUUGAGGCAGAAUACGAUUCCAAUUAUUUGAGAAUUUAUAAUGGAAAGACAUGUGAAUAUGUGACAAUAUUGUAUGUUGAAGGAACAGUUUGUGGAUGUUUGGCAAUUGAUUCACAGGAAAGAAAAGUUUAUGGUUUCUAUGGUUCUGUCUUGAAGAUUUUCAAUUACUGAAAUAAAAAUAUAAAAUUUCAUGCU